ACGGUUGGUGUAUCCCCGCCUCCCCUAUAUUAUGAGGGAACUUGAGUCCCCAUCUCCACACUAGACAAUCCCCUUCUCAAUUUCCUCCAUAUUGAGGUCGAUUUGCCUCCCCAAUCCUCGGCAAUUCUUUCCGUUGCUUCUUUCCUUGGAAGGUGAAUCAUGGCGGCUGCAGGUAACUCCUUCCUCAACCAGGAGUUAGUGAAGGUGGCCGACGGGGUGUCGGAUUGGCACCUUCCGAGCUCUAGCCAUGGUGGUACUUGCCACACGAACACUCGUGGUGCUCCAAUCACCGUGGGGGUCCCCGACUUAGGGUGCCCUGUUUCUAGCAUAGGCAUGGCUACGUCAAGCUCUCUAAUGCCAAAGGAGGGCCUGACAACCGCUAGUUACAACUCGGUUGUUGCCUUUCCAGUAGGUGCUACGAUGGUGCCUCAACAACAGCAGACGCAAGCUGCAGGUAGCAACGACAACCCAGGGUUGGUCAAAGGAGGGUGGACAAGGGAAGAGGAUGAAGUUCUUAGGCAAAUGGUGAGACACCAUGGAGAUCGCAAGUGGGCAGAGAUUGCAAAGAGCCUCCCAGGUCGGGUUGGGAAGCAGUGCCGCGAGAGAUGGACCAACCAUCUGCACCCGGACAUCAAGAAAGACAUCUGGACAGAAGAAGAGGACAGGAUGCUGAUCGAAGCACACCAAACUUAUGGGAACAGCUGGUCGGCGAUUGCCAAGCAGCUUCCUGGACGGUCGGAGAACACCAUAAAAAACCAUUGGAAUGCGACCAAGCGAAGCCUGAACUCAAAGCGGCGACUGAGAAAGAAAAACAGCGAGCAAACUGUGCCAGGGCAGCCUUCCCUCCUUGAAAGUUACAUCCGUAGCUGCCAGCACAUGCUUCCCAGUGAAACUGUACCGCCACCGCCCGCACCAUUUGACAUCAGCAGGUAUGGCAAUAGUGGGGUGAUAGGUGCAAGUCCAACUCUACCCGUUGUGCAGGAGCCAGGCACCUCCACACCACCAGGAUUGGUAAUGUUCCUUGAUCUACUCAACCAGGCCAUACCGCACCCACCGCAGCCAGAGACCAUGGACUUGUUCAACAUGACACCGGAGGUAUCACACCUCAACACUAGUGGAUACUGUCUACAGCUCGAUGCAGGGGGCAACCUGUAUUAUGGCCGGCUACCAGCACCAGCACCGGUGCAGCCACAUGGGAUCAGUACCCAGGAGCUGCAGGAUACUCCGCAACUAAGCCUGUACUACCCGCUGUCGUCAUUUGCCGGGAGCCACACGGAUGGCACUGUGGAGUUCAAUCACCAGUUGUCCAACCCGAACGGCGGCCACUAUGGCGAGGAGGCAGGCCCAAGUAGCGUCGCCACUGGUGGCAGCGCCAAUGGCAUGGAUGACAAUGACGUCGUCCAAAUGGCGUCCAACCAGUUUAUGAUGCCAUCUGAGGAUGAGGGUAUUCUUGACCUGGCCAGGUGGAUCAACUGA
This is a messenger RNA of Oryza sativa Japonica Group (Japanese rice), 1476 nucleotides long. Its product is annotated as transcription factor MYB119. Gene Ontology annotation, biological process: regulation of DNA-templated transcription. Gene Ontology annotation, cellular component: nucleus. The record is from RefSeq and is a predicted model, not a curated record. Lineage: Eukaryota; Viridiplantae; Streptophyta; Magnoliopsida; Poales; Poaceae. Gene Ontology annotation, molecular function: DNA-binding transcription factor activity, RNA polymerase II-specific; RNA polymerase II cis-regulatory region sequence-specific DNA binding.